Sciurus carolinensis (gray squirrel) is the source of this 4783-nucleotide messenger RNA. It is a transcript of the gene Slamf7, whose product is annotated as SLAM family member 7. Gene Ontology annotation, cellular component: external side of plasma membrane. The record is from RefSeq and is a predicted model, not a curated record. Bases 14 to 994 code for a protein of 326 amino acids. Lineage: Eukaryota; Metazoa; Chordata; Mammalia; Rodentia; Sciuridae. The transcript is spliced from 7 exons. Gene Ontology annotation, biological process: T cell activation.
UUCAGAGAACGAUAUGGCUUGUUCCCCAGCACACCUCAUCUUCAUCUCCCUCCUCUGCCAGUUCACAGCCUCUGGAACCCUGAUGAAGAAGGUUGGUGCCCUUGGUGGAUCUGUGACCUUUCCUGUGGAAUCUACAGUAAAGCAAGUUGACAGUAUUGUCUGGAUCUUCAAUGCAACCACUCUUGUCACCAUACAGCCAGCUAUGCCAGACAAAAAAGCCACUAUUAUAGUGACCCAAAAUCGUAAUAAGGAAAGGGUGGUCUUCCCAGAUGACAGCUAUUCUUUGACACUCCUCAAACUGAAGAAGAAUGACUCAGGAAUCUACCGGGUGGAGACAUACAGCUCAUCCUCUCAGUCACCCUUCACCCAGGAAUAUGGGCUGCAUGUCUAUGAGUACCUGUCAAAGCCCAAAGUAACCAUGGGUCUGCAGAACAAUAAGAAUGGCACCUGCAUAACUAAUCUGACAUGUUCCAUGGAGCAGGGAGGAGAGGAUGUGACAUACAGUUGGAAGACCCUGGGGCAAGGAGGCAACAAGUCUCAUAAUGGCUCCAUCCUCCCCAUAUCCUGGAGAUUGGGAGAAAGGGACUUGACCUUCAUCUGCACAGCAAGGAACCCCAUCAGCAGCAAUUCCUCAAGUCCCAUCCUUGCCUGGAAGCUCUGUAAAGAUGCUGAUGAUGGUGGCUCAUAUUCCUCCCUGGUCUUACCGUAUCUUCUGUUGGUGCCCUUCCUGCUCUGCAUCCUUGUACUGGUGCUUUUUUUUACUAUGAGAGAAAGAAGAAAAGAGCCCACUGACGGUGAAAAAAGAAUGGACAUUCAUCGGGAAAUUCCUAAUGUCUGCCCCCAUUCUGGAGAAAACACGGUGUAUGAAGCAAUUCGCUAUGCUAAUAAAAUUAAUGCAGAGGAAGAUCCACUAAGUACACUUUAUUCCACUGUACAGAUACCAAAAACGCCAGGUGGAUCUUCAGGCAAGAAUGUGAACUCCCCAAUGGUCUAACUGACCAAAAAAGAAAAGCCACAAACUAAUUUUCAGUAUCCUUGAACUGAUGUCAUAUAACCUCUCUGAGUGAGGCCUCACCAGACCAGAGGUCAGGUGUUUGCCUGACUCUAACAGAAAAAAAAGUAUCAUUCAGAUCUUACCAUAAUUUUUGCACCUGCCCAAACCUCCCAACAACAGAUUAGUCUCCUAGGAGCUCCUCACUCUCCCCACCUCAACCCUACUCUGGCCCCACAGUCCUUUGCUAAGGGACAGUUUCUUUCAUGCAAAUUGUUCCACAGGUCUUCAUAAGACUCCCAUGAAUUGAGCUCAUCUGAGGUGCUCAUGUGAAAUAACAGAAGGUGAAAUAGAGACCAAGAGAAAUGGAGGGACUUGCCUAAAGUUUCAGACGUCAGUGUAAUACAAAGACUAGAAAACAAAAAGGAGUGCCAUUCCACCGCCCUACCUCUGCAGAGGAGGCAGGCAGCCAGGGCUUCAGAGCUUAAGAGAGAUGAGUGCCUCCUGUCAACACAGAAUGGAGGAAAGAAAAUAGCUUUGGAAGUGAGCCUGGAUUCAGAUUCCCUCAUCAGCACAGUGACUCUGGCCAUGGACUUGGGCUCUGUGAGCCUUUGCCUUCUCAUGGGUGAACACUGAGGGGCCUUUCAACAUGGGGAUUAUACGAAACAAGUGUGAGUGCUUGGCACAUAGAAGGAAAUUCAUACAUGGUACAUGAUAAUUAAGAAAGGGAAUAGUACAUAAAAAAUGGUCACAACUUCCUAAAGCAAUUUAGGAUAAGAAAUGGAAGCACUAAAAUACAGAAUCAGUCCUUGAAAGAAAGAUGUCUGGUUUAUAGCAAAAGAGGAGCAAGAGGAAGAGGAAAAGUGGGAAUUAGCUUCCCUCAGCGUGUUGAAAGAAUUUAAAUACAAUGGUGGUUUAAUAGACAAAAAUUGGAUUAAGAAUUAUCCUGUCUCGAAAUCAGAAAAAUGAGGAAGUAUACUCCAUUUAUGUAUGAUUUAUCAAAAUGCAUAAAUUCAUUCUACUGUCAUGUAUAACUAAUUAGAACAAAUUUAAAUUUUUUAAAAGUAUAGUCAGAGGAGAAUUAAGGUCUAUUUCUCUUCCUUACUACAAAACCCUAUUGUCAUAGACCUCAGUGAAUAGUAUUCUUUAUUGUCUUUGUUCUUUUUUAAAAAGGCACUAUAACAAUAUAAAUACAUAUCCAAUUACAGGGAAAAAGGCAUUAUAAAAUUCACAUACAAAAAUAUGCACUGUGUUGCUAUUUGCAUUAGUAAAAUUCUGGAAACAAAUUAGAGUCAGACCACAGGUAAAGAUUAAGUAAACACAAACAUGAAGAAUUAUAGGUUAUCAAGCUAGAAAGUGUGACAUGGCAAGUGAAAGUAGAGUGUAAAGUUCAAUGUGCUGUAUGAUUGCAAAUAUAUCCAAAAGACACAGAAACCUGGAAAAACUUGGAAGGGAAUACAUCAAAACAUUAAUUCUGGUUGAGGAGAAUGAAAGUGUAGGUGACUUGGAAUUUUUUCUAUCUGUGUUCAUUUUCCAAAUGCUUUUUAAUAAGAAAGUGUGUAUUAUGUAAUGGAGAGGAAGAACUUUUAAGCAGAAAAAAGAGGUGCUUCACCAAGAGAGGUUAAGGGGAAAGUCAACCCUUACGUUAAAGGCGUUAAAGGCGUGGGUAGGAGGAUGGAAAGUGUCCCCUGAGUGAGAACAGUGGGCAGAAGGGAGGAAGACCCCCCAAUGAUGAUCAGAGGAAAAGAUUAGUCUGCCUCCACGAGGGUAGCUGGGGGCUGUGGGGAGCCUUAGGGUAUGAGGCAGGAGGGGGAGGGGGACUGCUAGGCUUUAGAAUGCAUCCUUCCUGCAUAUGCUCUUUCUCCUGGGAGCCAACUCAGAUGGCAAUUAGAACUGAUCCUCCUAAUUAUGAUCCUACCACCCUUUUAAGCCAGUGGCUAAAUAGGGGUCCCGGGAAACCAAUGGAUCUGGAAUCUGGAAACUCCCUUAAGAUCUUUUCCCAAUGCUGACUGCAGAUAAAGACUUCCCCUCCUAAGCUCAACCAGCAGGCAGAGAAAACCACUAGCCUGCUAGGGUGAGAAGUCACACCAUCUCCUGAGGUGUGGCUGAAGACUUGUGAAAUGAAAGCAAUAGGUUCUCAAACACUGAAACCUGAUCAGGGGGAAAAAGGUGAGAGAAGUUAACUAUAUCAUAUCAGGAAGGUGCUCACUCAUUCAUGCAUUUAUGCAUACAUGCAUUCAUUUAUUUUUUUCAGCAGUACUUAUUAAGCACCAAUGAAUGCCAGGCACUAUCUUUAACAUAGGAAAUACAACAGUGUGCAAAAAUGAGUGUCCUGCCCUUAGGAUGCUUACUUUCUAAUGAGAGAGGGCAAUAUUCAAAUUAUCUUUCAAAUAACAUGGCAGCAGAAAUGAUUGCUAAGAAAGAAAAAUGUGUAGUGCUAGGAUACCCUACAGUGGAGGAUUUUCUUAGGGUUGAGGAAGGGUCAAGGAAUCUCCAAAGCUAUAAAAAUUGAACUGAGCUCUAAAGAUAAAUAAGAAUUACUAAAAAGAAGAAAAAGAAGUGGAGAGGGUGAAAACCCCUUUUUAGUCAGACGGAAGAGCCUGUGCAAAGGCCCUGUGGUGAAAGGACCUGAAACAACAAAAAUCAGUGUGACUGGACCAAAUGGUUGUGUUUUUAAAAUUUCAUUAAUUACAGUCUGAGAAGAGAUUUAUGGGGUCAAGUCUGGAUACAGGCAAACUUCUCAGAAGGCUAUCACAGUGGUCCGUGAGAGAGGUAAUAGUACAUUGGACAGAGACGAUAGGAUGAAAAUGAAGAAGGAAGGAUGGAUUUGUGAGAUAUCUAUGGAGACUGCUGUAUCCAGUACUCUUCAGGGAUGUUUGCUGAUCUGAGAGAAGAAACCAGAAGGCUAACCUUUGUUUAUGAGAGCCUCUUGGGACUAGAGGGACAAACUUUGGAGUCCAGAACCACCAUGAUUAGUGAACUCACUUGUCUCUUUGACCUGGGACUCCAAAAGACUUAACCUAGGAGAAAAUAUAAACAAGAACCACACCAGUCAUUGCCAACUUUAAGACAUCUGUGUAACCAAGAAAAUCUCCAACUUGGAUACUGUAUUAAAAAGAACCAAGAUUGCUAGUGUCCUUGAACCUGUCAGAAACAAAGAUAAUCUCUAGAAGAAAACAAAAUUAUUAGGCUUCAAGUUUUUUCUUCAGUCUUUCAUAAACAAUGUCUAUCACACAAUCAGAGAUAAUCAGACACAUAAAGAGGCAAGACCCCAUGAACAAGAAGCUGGUGGGGAGAGCCAGAGACUGCAGUCCAGGAUAUAGUACAACCCUUUUCCUUUAUCAAAUCUGCAGAAGAAGGAAAGAAUUACCGAAGCCUCCUCAGGUCACAUAUUUGUGAACAAAUUUUAAAGGUGCUUUGAGUUCCAUCUGGCUAUAAUUCUGAGCAUCCUGUUUAUUGCUAUCCAUUAAGAAGAUGGGCAGUAAGAUACAAGAAUUGAUGUCAUAAAAUUGAUAAUAUUUAAUACAGUAUUGACUAUAUGUCAAGCAUUAUCCUAAAUGCUUCAUAUAUGUAUAUGUGUAUUUAUAUACACAAGUAUCAAUUUAUUUAAUCCUCAUAACAAACAUAACCUUUUACAGAUGAAGAUACUGAGACCCACAUAGCCUUUCAUCUUGUUGGGUUUUAGUGGAAUUGUUGUUGUUGUUGUUGUUGUUGUUACUAUUGUUUUGGGCUCAUACAUAUUACUUCAGUGGACAGCAUUAAUUAAUAUUAAAUUGAUUAUUUUAAAGUAAA